AUUUCAUUGGCCAGUGAGAACAUAUCUCAAGCAUGGGAAAUAUUUUUGCUAACCUCUUCAAAGGCCUUUUUGGCAAAAAAGAAAUGCGUAUUCUCAUGGUUGGUCUGGAUGCUGCAGGAAAGACUACCAUUUUGUACAAACUAAAACUUGGUGAAAUAGUAACUACUAUUCCCACUAUAGGUUUCAAUGUAGAAACAGUAGAAUACAAGAACAUUAGCUUCACGGUGUGGGAUGUAGGUGGUCAGGAUAAGAUCAGACCACUCUGGCGCCAUUAUUUCCAGAACACACAAGGUUUGAUUUUUGUGGUUGACAGUAAUGACAGAGAACGAGUGAAUGAGGCCAGAGAAGAGCUUAUGAGAAUGUUGGCAGAAGAUGAGCUUAGAGAUGCUGUCUUAUUAGUGUUUGCUAACAAACAGGACCUGCCUAACGCGAUGAAUGCAGCAGAAAUCACAGACAAACUUGGACUGCAUUCUCUUCGUCACAGGAACUGGUAUAUCCAGGCAACCUGCGCCACUAGUGGAGAUGGUCUCUAUGAAGGACUGGACUGGUUGUCCAAUCAGCUCCGAAACCAGAAAUGAAACCAUAAACCUUCCUCUUCCCUCUUUUUCCACCCUCCCUCUUAUUUCCUCCUAUUCGCCCUUCGCUUUACUCUAAUGUGGCAAACUGUGCUACUUUGUGGUAUUGAGUGCCGGAAGCUGUUUUCAUUUCUUUUGUCACAGUAUAUAUUGCACCAUGCUGUAAAUGUGGCAAAUACAAGCCUGAAAACAGUUAGGUUUCUUAUUUAAUGUAAAUAGUUUUUGUUUCCAGUGAGGCAGUUUCUGGUACUCCUAUGCAAUAUUACUCAGCUUUUUUAUUGUAAAGAAUCAACUCACUGUUUAGUACUGGGAAGGGAGUUCAGUGGAUUAACAUGGGUUGCCAGUGGUCAGCAUGCAGUAGAGCUGAGUACUAUCUCUAUUGGGUUGUGAGAUCUGUGAGAUCCAUUUUGAUGGUUGGUUUUUAACCUGAAAUCUGUAUUUUUUAAAUAGUCAAAGAAAAGUAAAAACACUUAAGCGCAUGAGCAUGUUUAACACAGCUUCUGCGGUUCGACCUGGAAUACCAGUUAUUUUAAUUCUUGUGAACGUUGAAGCGGUGAUGACACCAUCCAAGCUUCAGCUGGGUAAAAUACAGAUUGAUGUGCAACUGCUACAUCUCUGGAUCUUUCUAGAGUUCAUAAUGUUUGUGUUCAUAUUUAUUCGUACGUGGAGACUUGUUCAAAGGUUUGUCUGAGCUGGUCCAAAACAUUUUGCAAACAAAUUUCACGUUGCUUAAAACGCUAAUGUACUUUGGUUUCAGGUAAGGUUGAUGCGACUUCCAUCAGACUUGAAUAAUUCCUGGAAGGGUCACAUUUUUAGCCUGUUAGAUUCUGUCAUCCAAAGUGUUUUGUACUUUUCUCGUGUGUAAACCACUCCAGAAGGCAAACCUUUCCACAGAAAGCACAGCCUAUUAGUCCUAAGCUCUAUAGACAGAAAGUACUGUACUUAAGUAAAAUGCCAUGAAAAAAACACCAAACAUCUAUGUAUAGUGUCUAGAAAAAAGCAUGAGAGUUUGGAGUCAUUCCAUUCUAGAAGUAUUCAAUCUCAUUUUGGAACAAUCCCAUAUCUGUAUAUGUGUGAAAACCCUUGGCAUCCCUCAUUACUGCAAGGUUCAGAUUUGCCAUCAGAAAAAAGACCUCUUUACUUUUCUUUUGUAUUUUGAUAAACACUGAAGAAGCUGGAGCUGUUGAAAACUUUAACUUGAGGAACUAUCAGAACUGGUUUGUUUAGUGUUGUGGAAACCUUUAUUGCUUUCAAUACACAGUUAGUAAUCAACUGUUUUGUAUACUUGUUUUCAGUUUUCAUUUCGACAAACAAGCACUGUAAUUAAAGCUAUUAGAAUAAAAUCUCUUAACUAUUUCAUGUUUUUUACGCCUUGCUGUUUAUUCGAUCACCUUGGCGGAAUCAUAAUGAGAAUACUUGUUGAAUAAAAUGUUUCAUGAAACUUG
Messenger RNA from Alligator sinensis (Chinese alligator), 2020 nucleotides. RefSeq names its product ADP ribosylation factor 1 (gene ARF1). The transcript is spliced from 4 exons. Gene Ontology annotation, molecular function: GTPase activity; GTP binding. The record is from RefSeq and is a predicted model, not a curated record. NCBI's taxonomy places the organism in Eukaryota, Metazoa, Chordata, Crocodylia, Alligatoridae. Gene Ontology annotation, biological process: vesicle-mediated transport; intracellular protein transport. The coding region runs from base 33 to 578 and encodes 181 amino acids. Gene Ontology annotation, cellular component: cytoplasm; plasma membrane.